CGGCGAGAGCGCCGCCGCCCCCUCCGCCGCCGCCAUGCUGCUCCUCCGAAGCCACCUCCUCCCUCGCCUCCGCGCAGCUACACAGCUCCCGUCCCCUACGCACCACCGCGCCUGCCACCUCUCCGCCUCCGCCUCCUCCUCUGCAUCCGCCGCCCCAUUCUGCCUCGAGGAGUACCUCGUCGCCGCCUGUGGCCUCGCCCCAGCACAAGCCCGCAAGACAGCUAAGAAGGCGGUUGAUCAAGCAUCCAAAGAUGGUAACAAGAAGGCAUUCGGGGAGCUACGCUGGUCCCGCCUCAACUCCGCCUCCAACCCUAACGCCGUCCUCGCCCUGCUCUCUGGCGUGGGCCUCUCCGGCGCCGAUAUCGCCGCCGUCGUCGCUGCGGACCCGCUGCUCCUCCGCUCCUCGGUGAAGAACGUCAGCCCUCGCCUCCUCGCCCUUCGCAACUGCCUCGGUCUGUCCGCUCCCCAGAUCGUUCGCUUCCUCCUGGUCGGCUCACGCGCCCUCCGCUGCUCCGAUAUCGUUCCCAAGCUGGAGUUCUUCAUCUCCCUCUUUGGCUCAUUUGAGCGGCUCCUCGUGAUCCUGAAGAAGAACUGCAGCAUCCUAUCUUCGAAUAUCGAGAGGGUGAUCAAGCCUAACAUCGCCUUGCUUUGCCAGUGCGGUCUAAGUGUUCGAGAUAUUGCCCACGUGUGUUCACGCAGUGUGCGGUUGCUUUCCUUCAGGCCAGACCGUGUCAACGAGAUCGUGCUACGCGUCGAGGAGCUUGGGGUGCACCACAGCUCGCGGAUGUUCAAGCACACAAUCAGAUCUGUCUCAUAUGUCAGCAAAGAGAAGUUUGCUGCCAGGCUCGAACUUUUGAAGAGUACUCUUGGUUGCACCGAGAGUGAAUUUGCAACUAUAGUGUCCAAGCAACCAGCUAUUCUUGGAUACUCUGAGGAGGGUCUUCUCCGCAAGAUUCAGUUCUGGAUCAAAGAGGUUGGAGUGGAGACUCAGUAUCUUGUUAAAAGGCCUACCAUGUUAUCAUACAGCCUAGAGAAGCGGCUACUGCCCCGGCAUUGUGUCAUGAAGGUCCUGCAGGAAAAGGGAUUGCUGAGUAGUAAAAUGUCCUUUUGCUCAUUUGCUCACAUUGGAGAGGAGACUUUCAAGUUGAAGUAUAUCGACUGUCACAAGGACUCUGUUCCUGGGCUUGCAGAUGCUUACGCCACAUCUAGUGCUGGUGUUGUGCCCUUUGGAAUCAAAUUAUAACAACUUAGAAUGUUCCAAUUCUUUUUGUAUUCUAGGCGGAUGGUAUAACUGCAACUCACGUUCAUUCGCAGUUGUCGAUGUUACAGGCAUCCUCAAUUUUUUUUUUUUUGGAAAGAAGUUCUCUAUUCUUCUUUCUGCAGUAGAACUAUUAGUGAUGUCUGAAUGCUCAUAGUAUGACUUUUAAGUUAUUCUGUCAAGGAUCUGGUUGGCUUAUUUUGGAGCCUUA
Messenger RNA from Panicum virgatum (switchgrass), 1469 nucleotides. RefSeq lists its product as uncharacterized. The coding region runs from base 35 to 1243 and encodes 402 amino acids. Lineage: Eukaryota; Viridiplantae; Streptophyta; Magnoliopsida; Poales; Poaceae. The transcript has 2 exons. The record is from RefSeq and is a predicted model, not a curated record. Gene Ontology annotation, cellular component: chloroplast. Gene Ontology annotation, molecular function: double-stranded DNA binding. Gene Ontology annotation, biological process: chloroplast organization; regulation of DNA-templated transcription.